GUGUCUCGAGCAUUUCCACAACAAUCAAUGCAGCCACUUUUGUCAGGAUGGAGGGGCUUUAGCAGCUGCUGCUAAACGUGCUGCACGAGCAGAGGGUCAGCACCGCCGGCGCCGUGAUCCAGCAUGAGUGAUAUCACAAAGACGACGACGACGAGACGUAAUCAGGCAGUUCUUUUUUCACAAAAUGAGCGAGUCAGAUGAAGCAGCUGCUGCUAAACGCACUGCCCGAGCAGAGGCUCAGCGCCGCCGGCGCCAAGAUCCUGCAGUGCGUGCCGCCGAAGCUGAAGCUAAACGGCGCCGUCGACAAGACCCGGAACCAGAAGUGAGCGCUGCUGAAGCUCAAUCUAAGCGCCGCCGUCGAGAGGACCCUGAAGUGCGCGACGCCGAAGCAGAAGCUCAUCGCCGCCGUCGAGAGCAGCCAGGAGUGAGCGCCGCCGAAGCGGAAGCCAGAAGCCGCUAUCGAGAGGACCCGGAAGUGCGCGACGCCGAAGCAGAAGCUCAUCGCCGCCGUCGAGAGCAGCCAGGAGUGAGCGCCGCCGAAGCGGAAGCCAGAAGCCGCUAUCGAGAGGACCCGGAAGUGCGCGACGCCGAAGCAGAAGCUCAUCGCCGUCGCCGAGAGCACCCAGAAGUAAGCGCUGCUGAAGCUGAAUCUAAGCGCCGCCGUCGAGAGGACCCGGAAGUGCGCGAAGCCGAGGCAGAGGCUCAU
Ixodes scapularis (black-legged tick) is the source of this 706-nucleotide messenger RNA. Its product is annotated as vicilin-like seed storage protein At2g18540. The transcript has 2 exons. Lineage: Eukaryota; Metazoa; Arthropoda; Arachnida; Ixodida; Ixodidae. The annotation marks the transcript as partial. The record is from RefSeq and is a predicted model, not a curated record.